Lacerta agilis (Sand lizard) is the source of this 2638-nucleotide messenger RNA. RefSeq names its product glycerol-3-phosphate acyltransferase 4 (gene GPAT4). NCBI's taxonomy places the organism in Eukaryota, Metazoa, Chordata, Lepidosauria, Squamata, Lacertidae. The coding region runs from base 771 to 2138 and encodes 455 amino acids. Gene Ontology annotation, molecular function: glycerol-3-phosphate O-acyltransferase activity. Gene Ontology annotation, cellular component: endoplasmic reticulum. The record is from RefSeq and is a predicted model, not a curated record. Gene Ontology annotation, biological process: triglyceride biosynthetic process. The transcript is spliced from 13 exons.
GCCGACUGACGGGCCGCCUGGGACGGGGCGGCUGGGCGAGCGCGUGGAGAAGAGCGGGGCAGCCAUUCACACGUGACGGCGCCAGGCUUGCGUGACGUUGACACGUGUACAUUGCUCUUCCUCUGCUGAAGGCGGGCGCGCGCGUCUCUCACAACAGCCCUGCGAGUGUUUGAGACCUGUGAAGGCUGCAGUCUCACAGAGCAUCUUCCAAAGAAGAGGAAGCACCUGCCAGUUGUGACUUGAACCCAGACGCCCUUGGAAUGACACUUGCUACAGACUACAUGAGACAUUCGGAGCUGGCCCUUGCGUCUCAGUGGCAAGAGCUCUAGCUCUGUAGCCCACCAGGCUUUCCUCCUAAUGCUGGGCAAGAAAAGGAGCUCACCUCAGCCUGGCAAAGAGACAUUUCAUGCCCUUGACAGCUCAGAGGGGCUUCAUCCUCGCAGCUUUCUGGGAGCUGCUCCCGAGCACAUCUCUCCUUGCCCAUGGUGCACUUUGUUGUGGCACUCCUCGUGUGACCUUCCUACUAUUAAGCCUUUGCCGUUUCUCUUUGCUUUGUUGCCUGUUUCCAAACUGGAUCAUGGGGGUUCCUCACCACCCCACAACUGUUGGAGGAAGGGAGUGAACUUUGAAAUGGCACCUGUGAAAUGCCAGGGACCUUCUGCACACACAAAGUUGCCACUGGUUGACACGAGAACUGGCUGACUGCCCAGGCACCCUCUCUCUGCCUGCCUCAGGAUCCCACAGGGCGCUCGCCUUGCCUGCCGCUCGCCAUGUUCCUACUACUGCCCUUUGAUAGCUUGGUGGUUAACCUGCUGGGCAUUUCCCUGACCGUACUCUUCACUCUGCUCUUGGUUUUCAUCAUUGUGCCAGCCAUUUUUGGAGUUUCCUUUGGCAUCCGCCGCCUUUACAUGAGAACCCUGCUGCAGAUAUUCCAGUGGGCAACGCUGAGGAUUGAGCGUGGGGCCAAAGAGAAGAAGCACCCACUUUAUAAGCCCUAUGUGAAUGGGAUCAUUGCAAAGGAGCCCACUUCCUUGGAGGAGGAGAUCAAAGAGAUCCGGCGGAGUGGUAGCAACAAGGCCUUGGACGCCCCCGAGUUUGAACUCUCUGACAUCUUCUACUUCUGCCGCAAGGGCAUUGAGACCAUCAUGGAUGAUGAGGUGACCAAGCGCUUCUCGGCGGAAGAGCUGCAGUCUUGGAACUUGCUGAGCAGGACCAACUACAAUUUCCACUACAUCAGCCUGCGCCUCACAGUCCUCUGGGGCCUGGGUGUCCUGAUCCGCUACUGCUUCCUCCUGCCACUCAGGGUAGCUCUGGCUUUCACUGGCAUUAGCCUCUUGGUGACUGGCACAACCAUGGUGGGUUAUUUGCCCAACGGAAGGUGCAAAGAGUUCCUGAGCAGGCAUGUUCAUCUGAUGUGCUACCGGAUCUGUGUGCGAGCUCUCACAGCUAUCAUCACCUACCACCACCGGGAAAACAGACCCCGCAAUGGAGGAAUCUGUGUGGCUAACCACACAUCCCCGAUUGAUGUCAUAAUUCUGGCCAGUGAUGGUUACUAUGCUAUGGUGGGCCAGGUCCAUGGGGGGCUCAUGGGGGUAAUCCAGAGGGCCAUGGUCAAGGCUUGUCCCCAUGUCUGGUUUGAACGCUCCGAGGUGAAGGAUCGCCACCUGGUGGCUAAAAGGCUGUCUGAACAUGCUCAUGAUAAAAAUAAAUUGCCCAUCCUUAUUUUCCCUGAAGGCACUUGCAUCAACAACACUUCCGUGAUGAUGUUCAAGAAAGGGAGCUUUGAGAUCGGUGCCACUGUUUAUCCUGUUGCUAUCAAGUAUGACCCCCAAUUUGGAGAUGCCUUUUUUAACAGCAGCAAAUACGGCAUGGUGACUUACCUGCUCAGGAUGAUGACCAGCUGGGCUAUAGUUUGCAGUGUCUGGUACCUUCCCCCAAUGACCAGAGAGCCUGAUGAAGAUGCUGUGCAAUUUGCCAAUCGGGUGAAGUCUGCCAUUGCUAGGCAAGGGGGUCUUGUGGAUCUCCUGUGGGACGGAGGCCUGAAGAGGGAAAAGGUGAAGGACACCUUCAAGGAAGAGCAGCAGAAGCUCUACAGCAAAAUGGUUGUGGGCAACCAUGAAGACCGAAGCCGCUCCUGAGCUUCGUGGAGCAGGGGCUGCUGCAGGACUGACAGCCUCCACCUCCUCCCAGCCUUCUGGAGCCCAUUCUUGGCUGAGCUGCCGCUCCAGGCCAAGGUGGUGCUGCCCAGAGGCUCGUCAGCAAGAGGCCUUAUUUCAGCUGCAACGGCUUGGCUCACUGCUUAGACAGCCACAGUGGAGAACUUUUCCCACAGUGGAAGUGGCUGGAUGGGCUGUGUGGUGGUGCUGGAGAACGCCUGUGUGUGUGCAUGCGCAUGUGUGCCUGCACUGGAAGCUGCUGUGGUUGCAAGAACAGCUGGACUUGUUGAGCCCCUGCUGCCUGUGGUGGGUGCCCCCAGCAGCUUCCCCUGCCCUUUGCGGCCCCAGGGAAAGGCUCAGACCUCUUUGCAUUGUGUCUUUUCUCUCUUUCUCUCCCCCCCCCCCACAAAAAAGAGAACUGACUGAGACUGCAUAGGGUCCCUUUGCAUUUUUUAAUUAAAAUAUAUAGAGAUGGAGGCUUU